Messenger RNA from Rana temporaria (common frog), 906 nucleotides. RefSeq names its product taste receptor type 2 member 40-like. The transcript has a single exon. The record is from RefSeq and is a predicted model, not a curated record. Gene Ontology annotation, molecular function: bitter taste receptor activity; G protein-coupled receptor activity. The coding region runs from base 1 to 906 and encodes 301 amino acids. NCBI's taxonomy places the organism in Eukaryota, Metazoa, Chordata, Amphibia, Anura, Ranidae. Gene Ontology annotation, cellular component: membrane. Gene Ontology annotation, biological process: G protein-coupled receptor signaling pathway; detection of chemical stimulus involved in sensory perception of bitter taste; sensory perception of taste.
AUGGAUCCGGGGGCUGGGAUUGUUUUCACUUUAAUCAUCUUAGAAGUAUGUAUUGGGAUAUUUGCUAGUCUCCACAUUGUAUUUACAAUCCUAAAAGAUGUCUUUAAAGGACAAAGUAUGAGAACCGGAGAUAAGAUAAUAUUCUCUCUGAGCUGCUCCAAUAUCUGUGUAUCAGCAAUGGUGUUUACUUUGACUUCCGCAUCAUAUUUUUCCCUCAAACUGGACAUCUACAUCAUGGUCACCAUCAACGCCUUGGUGUUUUAUGGAAUGACUUCUUGCUCCUGGUUGACCACGUGCUUGUGCUUCUUUUAUUUCAUUAAAAUCACCCAGUUAAAGUCUUCCAUCCUGUCCCUGUUGAGGAAGAAGAUCGAAGUCCUAAUCCCAUGGAUGAUUCUGGUCAUUGAAGCCGUGUGUCUCGGUGGCAGCUUCCUCAGCGAAAUGACGAAUGUCCCUCCCCAAGAAUCAGCCAACGUCUCAUCCGCCUAUUCAUUCAACAUAUUAGAAGAUAUUUCUCACCCGGGAAGGACUAUUUCAUAUAUCGGUGCGUUUGUGUCAUUGCUGAUUUCAGUGGUCAUCACAGCUCAAACGGCCAUGUCCCUCAUCCUUCAUAUCUGUAGGAAAGGAAGGAACGUCACCCCCUCCGGCAGCACCGCCGACAUGAAAGUACAAAGAGUGGUGGAGACAAUGGUCCAGCUUUUGGCAUUUUAUUUUUUGCUGUAUUUCUUAGUGAUUGCUGCUUAUUGCUUAAAGGAUUCCAUAUCACACUAUGAAGAUUUCUUUCAAGUUGUGAAGUUCGCCUUCACCCCGGUCCAGUCUGUUCUUCUGAUUAUUGGCAACCCGAGAUAUAAGGAGGACAUCCGACAUACUAUGUGUAUGUGCAGAAGGGUUCGUACAUUGCAGAAUUAA